AUGGCUGCCGGAAAUGCCUAUUUGGGGAUAUUCAAGGACCGAUUCCGGUACUUUAUAUUAUUGUUGGCACUGUUUUGUUUAACUGCUAUAUCAUCAAACAUGUUGACGUUUAACUUUGCUGUACUGUGUAUGAAUCUAAAUGCUACUGAAUAUGUAAGUUUUUGUUGGCAAAAAGCUAGUCUAAUUGUAAGCUUAGCUUUGCCUCAUCUUGCUUAGCCUUGCCUUGCCUUGCCUUGCCUACAGCUCAUGCUUACGUUUGAGCCAAAUCUAAUGAUCAUACCUAUACCUACACGUACCAACCCAACUAUACAUACUCUUUCCAGAACGCCAACGUACCAACAUACGAAUUCACUCCAAAGGAAGAAACCUUGAUUAUGUGGGCAUUAGGACUUGGUAGCUUAUUAGGAACAUUCCCGUUUACCUACUUGUUUACCAAGUUUGGCACAAAAUACAUCUUUAUAAUAGCUGGUACGGUAUCAGUUCUUUCUACUGUAGCUACACCUACUUCAUUACAAUUUGGAUUCUACCCGUUUUUGUUUGUUAGGUUUAUACAGGUGGGUUUAUAAUGCUUUUUGGCAAGAACUUUCUUUACAAAGGAUAUUUUCAGGGAAUUUCAUACGCAGCUGACUUUGCAGCCAUCGGAUUACUCACUUCAAUUUGGGCAUCUCUAAAACAACAUGCUUUAUUCUUGUCCGUACUAACAUCGUACUCACCGUUAUCUAGCACAUUGACGAAUAUCUUUUCUGGAUAUGUAAGUUUGUUUUAAAUUGUCAUUUAGUUUUUAAAAUUUUAUUUUUUUGUUUUGACUGGUAAAAAGAAAGUUUUUAAUGCUUGACCCUUCCUGGGUAAGGUAGGUGGUUGAUAUUUUUAGUGCUUAAUUUCUCAUUGAUAACAAGCCAAAAAGUAUUGAAAUUUAGGCUUAAAUUGGAGCUUAGAUCCUAUGUUAUCUUUUCAUAACAAUUUUAGUGUACUUAAACACAAUUUGUAAAACAUAGAAGCUGUUUUCUGACUGAAUAAUGAGUAGAUGGCCUACUAUAAUAUCGGAAGAUACCUUUUUAAGAUUGGAACGAAUUUUAUGUAAAUUAGUUGAAAAAGACUAUUAAAAUGAAGUUAAAGACAGUAUUUUAUGAAAAAAAUGUUUUUCCAAGUUGAAAAAGGCGUCUACCGAUAUUAUAGUAGAGCAUCUGAUCAUUUUUUUGGAAAAAAAUUAUUUUUGCCAUUUUAACUUGACUUAUAGUUAAUCAAUUUAGUUUUUCGAAAUACCAUGAAUUACAAGCCUUAAUUUAAACCUAAAUUUCAUUAUGUUUUUGCUUUUAUCAAUGUGAAAAUAUUCAUCAAAGAUCACAAGGUCUUGUUGAUGGUCAACUUUUUUUAAACAAGACAUUGGCUGCCAUUUAUUAGGUUGUCCGGAAAGUUCUGCAAUAUUUAUUCACUUUUGAACUAACAAUAAUAACAAUAUAAUUAACAACUACAAUCAAUCAAAGUAAUUACCGUCUGAAUCAAUACAGUCUUACCAACGAUUUUUUUAUUCCACGAUUGUAGAAUUCCGGGUUUCUGGAGUUGAUGAAGUUCUUGAAGGCAUUCUUGGCAUCGUCUGGAGUUUUGAAGAUUCUUCCAUUAAGAAACGAAGACAAGUGUUUAAAAAGGUGAAAGUCCGUUGGAGCCAAGUCUGGAGAAUAAGGAGAGUGCUCCAAGACUUCGUAUCCCAGUUCCCUGAAUUUUGCCACGGUCUUCUUUGCAGUAUGGGGCCGUGCGUUAUCCUGCAGAAUGAUCGGACCCCUCCUUCUGACGAUUGUUGGAAGAUUGUGUCGCAGUUUGUCAAUCUGGGCACAGUAGGUGUCGGCCUUAAUACUUUGGCCAGUUUUCAUGAAAUCGUACUGGAUCACUCCAGAGCUACACCACCAGACAGUCACCAUAAGCUUCUGUUCGUGCAAUUCUGGCUUCGGAACGUGCUUAGGAGCUUCUCCACGCUUACACCAACUUGUAGUUUGAAUUCAUUCCAUAUAAUCACGCGCAGGCGAGAUUUCUCCAUUUUUUUCUAAUACCUAAAACAAUACAAAAAAUGAAAUUAAGUUAUGUAACUUACCUUUUUGAAUAAUUUAGGUAACAAACAAACAAACAAAAAAAGAAUUUUUUCUUUCCGUCAAGAAAUAAAUUUUUCUUGAUUUUUCAAAGUUUACCUACUCAAAUAUUGCAGAACUUUCCGGACAACCUAAUACAAAUGAUUUUACAGGUCUGCGACUCAUUUCUCGGCUGGCCGUUUAUUUACUACUUCCACGGCAUUGCUGGCGCUGCUCUAUUUACAUACUGGUUCAUAAUGUACACAGACACCCCAGCUGAAUCCAAAUGGGUAUCAGCAGUUGAGUUGGAGAAGAUCGAAAGGAACAAAGGUGAAGAAGAGCUCCAGAUUCAAGGUGCCAUUCCUUACUUUGAAAUCUGUAAAAGUCCAGUCGUUUUGGCAGUCUGGCUAAAUGCCUUGACUGAAAUUACAUCGAGUAUAUUCUUGUUGACAUACACACCUAUCUAUAUUAACAAGGUGCACAAGUUUAGUGUUGAAGCGACCGGAUUGAUCAGUUCUGUACCGUCAACGACAGCUAUUGUGUUGAGAAUGGCUUUUGGAUAUGUCAGCGAUAAAAUAACGUGAGUUUUCUUUUGGUGGGCAGGGAAGAUUUUAGGGUAGGGGUAUGUUUCCAGUAGGGGUUGAUUUCAUGAUAAGGGUUAAUUUUGAAUUAGGCGUGGGUUUUAGAGCAGAGGUAAUUUUUAGGCGUGGGUGGAUUUAUCGGUAGUAAUAUACAAUAGUUCUGGGGGACUAGGGUGAGAUAUUAUAAGGUCGAUUAGGGUAGAGUUAAGUAGGGUAGGGUAUAGUAGGGUAGGGUAGGGUAGGGUAGGGCAGGGUAGGGUAAAGUAGGAAAGGGUAGUGUAGGGUACGGUACGUUACAGUAAGGUAGGGUAGCGUAGGGUGAUGUAGAGCUGUAAAUCAAGCUUUAACGUAUUUAUUCUGCAGAUUUUGGGAAGAGCGGACCAAAAUAAACGUAUUCAAUACACUCUCAACGGUCGGACCCGCUAUUUGCUAUAUGGCUAUUGUUUUCUUCGGUAAUUCAGUGUUUGAUAUAAUGAUGCUGGUCAUGAUCAAUGUGUUCUAUUCGUUCAGUGGGGGUGGAUUUUACAAGUGUGCUACGUUGUCGUGUCGGUAAGUAAUGACAGUUUUUGAUAAGUGGCGGUUUUUUUGGCAGAAACUUUGUUUACAAAACUAAAAAUGGCAAUAACUUUCUUUACAAGGUAAAAAAUGGCAAAAACUUUCUUUACAAGGUAAAAAAUGGCAAGAACUUUUUUUACAAAAAAAUGGCAAGAACUUUCUUUACAAAACAAAAAAUUGCAAGAACUUUCUUUCCAACUAUUUAUUUUUAAAUUUUCAGCCAAUACAGUCACUUUGUCAUAGCUAAUAUCCAAUUCAUCAAAUGCCUAACACUAUUCUUGGCCCCAGCCAUCUACGGCUACUUCGUUGAGGACGAAGAUGCGGCCGACCAGUGGGACCACAUGUUUAUUUUCAUAAGUGUGGUGCUAAUAAUCUCGGGCUUUAUUUUCGUUUUUGUUUCUACUGAUCAACCACUUGCGUUUACCAAAAGUCAUGAGGCCAAGAAAGAGAGUCGGCGACUAACGGUCGAUAUGAUUAUGGAUGCUCAGUUAAAGGCAUAG
Bursaphelenchus okinawaensis is the source of this 3696-nucleotide messenger RNA. The record is from the annotation of a GenBank genome assembly. NCBI's taxonomy places the organism in Eukaryota, Metazoa, Nematoda, Chromadorea, Rhabditida, Aphelenchoididae.